This is a messenger RNA of Etheostoma spectabile (orangethroat darter), 1820 nucleotides long. Its product is annotated as interferon-induced protein 44-like. Gene Ontology annotation, biological process: immune response. NCBI's taxonomy places the organism in Eukaryota, Metazoa, Chordata, Actinopteri, Perciformes, Percidae. The transcript has 9 exons. The coding region runs from base 250 to 1164 and encodes 304 amino acids. The record is from RefSeq and is a predicted model, not a curated record.
AAUGAAAGUAAAUAUGUGGUUUCUGGUGCUGUGACAAAGGGAAAUGUAUGUUAUAUGUGGGGGUGGAUCACUUAUUGACAUUACAAACAACCACAUACAGCAUUUGUCUAAGUGUUAGAUUCAGUCUUUCUCGCUCACGUUGUUCCAGUACAACAUCGCAGGUCGUGGCCUCCUGGUUGACUGACUGGUGACUAAGAACUAAGAAGUAGGCUAACUGGCUUUUGCAGUUUGGACCCCCCAAACCCUGGAAUGGCCUUGCUGCAGAAAUUAAGAUUUGGGAGAGAAAACUCCAACCCUAAAGAACACGAAACUCCUCCACUUCUCAGCCAACCAUGGAGGGAAAUAAACUGGAAAAACAAGCAGACCACUCUGCAGUAUGUGAAGGACUACAAACCUAAAACUGAGGGCCAGCUGCUCAGGGUUCUCCUUCAUGGUCCGGUUGGAGCUGGAAAAUCCAGUUUCAUCAACUCUGUCCAAAGUGUCUUACACGGCAGAAUGUACGCCCAGGCUUUGGUGGACAACACCUCUCACGUCUGUUUCACCAAAAAGUACACGACCUACAAUAUCGCAAAAGGCCCAGAUACAUUUUACCCUUUUGUCUUCAAUGACAUCAUGGGCCUGAGUCCAACCGGCAUCCAACUGAACGAUGUCAAACUGGCUAUGAUGGGAAAAGUAAAGAACGGUUACGCGUUCAAUCGUGAUGCUAGGAUGCCAGAGGAGGGCCCAUUCUACAACAAACAACCAACUGACAACGACAAAGUGCAUGUUCUGGUUUGUGUCAUUGAUGCUAACACACUAACCUGCAUGAACAAAGACACUGAGGAAAAGAUUCGCCAAAUCAGGAUUGAAGCCACUCACCUGAGUAUUCCUCAAGUGGCCAUUCUCACCAAGAUUGAUCUGGUCUCUCCUGAAAUCAAAGAAAAUUUACAGAAUGUCUACAAGAGCAAUUACCUGAAGGAAAAGAUGGAGCAGUUCAGUGUAAAUGUGGGAAUUCCCAUGAACUGCAUCUUCCCUGUGAAGAACUACGAUAAAGAAAUCGACCUCAACGACAACGUUGACUCACUGAUCCUGAGCGCCCUGAGAAACAUUAUCAACUUCGGAGACGACUGCAUCAACUUCCACAAAAAUCAGAGUCGUGCUUCUUGUCAAAAUUACAAUCUGUGACAUUAUCAGCAGGAUUUAUGAUUACUUUUUACUUACCACAUUUGUAUGUUUAUUACUUUAAAGCCGUUGAAAACUAACCUUUAUAUCUUCAGUUUGUCUCAGUAAUAUGGAAUAUCAUUGACUAAAUAAGCAGCCAUAAAGUUAAAAAAAGGACAUAUUUGGGUAUUAUAAGAGUUCACUUAACCGCUCAGUUUAUCUGCUACUGUAGGAAUAUGUAGGUUUGGUUUAAUCAGAUUUAAAUUACAUAUGUCAUGAGAUCAUAAAACAUCUUUUUCAAAUAAUUGAGGAGAGCACAGACAAAACAUUCUCAUGUAAAUUGAAUGAAAUUGUUCUAUCUUUGCAUAUUAUGUGUUAAUGUAAGAAUUCAUAACUUAUAAUUUGAAAAAUUAGUUUUCAGGACCUUUCAUUUGCUUUCAGUAAUCUAACAGAACAAUUAGUGUCUCCGUCUUUAUAAAUAGUUUUGUUUAUUGUAAACAAUUAACUUAAUUUUGAAACCUACAUAACUUUAUAUUAUUUACACAGGUCCCAAACAUACAAAAUAGUUCUGGCUGCAUCUAGAAAACCAAGUCUUAUGUUAUAAUAUUUCACCCAAUGUAACCAACAUGUGGCUUCAACAACCAGCUAAAAUACAGUAAAUCUGCUUUUUCAACCUUCAA